This is a messenger RNA of Chironomus riparius, 1616 nucleotides long. The record is from the annotation of a GenBank genome assembly. Lineage: Eukaryota; Metazoa; Arthropoda; Insecta; Diptera; Chironomidae.
GUUCAAGCAGUGCAGACAAACUAAUAAAAUGUGGACAGUUUUGAUUUUAAUACUGAGCGCAGCUUAUUUAUUUUAUAAAUGGUAUACUCAAAAAUAUGACUAUUUUGAGACACGCGGAAUUCCUUAUAUAAAAGCAAAAUUUCCUUUAGGGAAUUUGCCAAAUGCAAUUUUAUUUAUGAGGAAUUUUUUGUAUGAUUUUGAUGACAUUUAUCAACAAUUUCGUGGAAAAGAGUCUUUAGUUGGAUACUUUGAAACUAGAUCACCACAGUUUCUGAUUCUGUCACCAGAUAUUGCCAAAAAGAUUUUGACCACACAUUUUGCAAGUUUUCACGACAAUGAAUUUAGUAAUUUGUUCACUGUUGAAAUGGAACCGGUGAUGGCUAGAAAUCCAUUCAUCUUGAAAGGUCAAGAAUGGAAGGAAAAACGAGCAGAGAUUACACCUGCAUUUACUAGCAGUAGACUUCGUGCCUGCUUUCCACUCAUUGAGGAAGUUCUGAUAAAAUUCACAAAAUAUAUCAGAGAUGAAUUCGAAAAAGAUAACAACAAAAUCUUUGAUGUACGUAACAUUUGCCAUAGAUUCACAGUUGAUGCUGUAUCCAGCUGCAUUUUUAACGCUGAUGCUCAGUCCUUUGCUUCGGAGAAACCUGAAAUAGCAGAAAUGGGAAGGAAACUUGUUGAAUUUCAUGGCAUCAUCCAGUUUAUUCAAUUCAUGCUGAUUUCAAUGUUCCCAAAUAUCCGAAAGUACUUUAAAAUGCCCAUGGUCGAUAAAGUAGCUGAGAACUUCUUUAUAAAUUUAAUGCAACAAGCUGUUGAACUUCGUGAGACCAAUCCAAUUCCACGUGAAGAUUUUAUGUCAUUCUUGAUAGAGCUAAAGAAGAAAAAGUCAAUUUCUGAAAUAGAAAUGGCAGCACAUGGAGUUACAUUUUUUACCGAUGGAACUGAGACUAGUUCGUUGGCAAUUGCCCAUAUUUUAUAUGAGCUUGCUGACAACAAAAAGGCACAAGGAAAGCUGCGUAAAGAAAUUAACGAUAAAAUUAUUGAUGAAAAUGGAAAAAUCAUAUUUGAUAAAAUGCUCGAUAGUGAAUAUUUAAAUCAGGUUUUCUACGAAUCACUUCGACUUCAUGAGCCGAUUGGAAUAUACAAUAGGCAAUGUAAUGAAGAAACUGUCUUGGAUUGUGGAAAUGGCAAGCGAUACAAGGUCGAAAAGGGAAUGAGUGUGAAUAUUCCUAUCCAUUCCAUUCAUCGUGAUCCAGAUUACUACUUAAAUCCAAAUGAAUUUAUCCCUGAGAGAUUUGAUCCAGAAAACGGCGGACCUAAAGCAUUUGAAGAUCGUGGUGUGUUGCUGCCUUUUGGUGAUGGUCCGAGAAUUUGUUUGGGAAGAAGAUUUGCUGUGAUUCAAGUGAAAGCAGCUGUCGUUGAAAUUAUAAGGAAUUUCGAGAUGUCAGUUAAUGAGAAGACCCAACGUCCAUUAAUCAUCGACACAAGUACGUUCCUGAAUGCCAAGAAAGGAGGAUUAUGGCUAAAUAUUCAACCAAUAGUAUAGAAAAAAUUUCGGUCCACAAAUAAUAAAGAUAUAUUCCAAAACAAUAAAUUGUAUCUGCACUUUCCAUUGCCAA